AGCGCCGCCGCAGGAGGCAGGGAAACCGACUGGCGAUCUGUGGCGGCGGCUGGGCGGCGGUGGCAGUUCGCAGCGAGGGCGACGGCUCCGAGGCCGAGUGGCCGUCCGGUGGGGACCUGGGCGCCGUCCUCCGCAUGACCUCAUCGUGAUCCACCCUUGUACCUUCUCCGAAUGCCAAGAUGGUGAAGCUGGAUGUCCACACUUUGGCCCACCACCUCAAACAGGAGCGCUUGUACGUAAGCUCCGAGAAGCAGCUCAUCCAGAGGCUGAACGCGGAUGUACUGAAGACGGCUGAAAAGCUGUAUCGAACAGCGUGGAUUGCAAAGCAACAGAGGAUUAAUUUGGAUCGGCUUAUUAUAACUAGCGCUGAAGCUUCCCCGGCUGAGUGCUGCCAGCAUGCUAAGAUUCUGGAAGACACACAGUUUGUUGAUGGAUAUAAGCAACUGGGAUUUCAGGAAACAGCUUAUGGCGAAUUCUUGAGUCGGUUAAGAGAAAAUCCUCGUCUUAUUGCCUCCUCUUUGGUUGCUGGAGAGAAACUCAACCAGGAGAACACACAGAGUGUUAUCUAUACAGUUUUUACCUCCUUGUACGGCAACUGUAUUAUGCAGGAAGACGAAAGCUACCUCCUUCAGGUUUUACGGUACCUGAUUGAAUUUGAACUUAAAGAAAGCGACAACCCCAGGCGCCUUUUAAGGAGAGGAACUUGUGCCUUCAGCAUCUUGUUUAAACUUUUCUCUGAAGGACUGUUUUCUGCCAAACUUUUCCUUACAGCUACUUUACAUGAGCCAAUCAUGCAGCUCCUUGUGGAAGACGAAGACCAUCUGGAAACGGAUCCCAACAAGCUAAUUGAGAGGUUCUCCCCCGCUCAGCAGGAAAAGCUGUUUGGAGAGAAAGGCUCAGAUAGAUUCAGGCAAAAGGUUCAAGAAAUGGUGGAUUCCAAUGAGGCCAAACUGGUGGCUUUGGUGAACAAAUUUAUUGGUUAUCUCAAACAGAACACAUACUGCUUUCCACACAGUUUGAGGUGGAUUGUGUCCCAGAUGUACAAAACUCUAUCUUGUGUAGAUAGAUUGGAGGUUGGGGAGGUCAGAGCAAUGUGUACCGAUCUCCUGUUGGCUUGCUUCAUUUGUCCCGCAGUUGUCAAUCCGGAGCAGUAUGGAAUAAUAUCUGAUGCCCCUAUCAAUGAGGUGGCAAGAUUUAAUCUGAUGCAGGUUGGCCGCCUCUUGCAACAGUUAGCAAUGACUGGCACUGAAGAGGGUGAUCCUCGGACCAAAAAUAGCCUUGGAAAAUUUGACAAGGGCUGUGUUGCUGCUUUCCUUGAUGUUGUAAUUGGGGGCCGUGCAGUGGAAACUCCACCGAUGUCCUCUGUCAAUCUUCUGGAAGGCUUGAGCAGAACUGUGGUUUACAUAAGUUACAGUCAGCUUAUCACUCUGGUAAACUUUAUGAAGAGUGUGAUGUCUGGAGAUCAACUGAAAGAAGAUAGAAUGGCUCUUGACAAUUUGUUGGCAAACCUGCCCCAGGCUAAGCCAGGGAAGAGCAGCAGUCUAGAUAUGACUCCCUACAGCACUCCUCAGAUGUCUCCAGCAACCACUCCAGCCAAUAAAAAGAAUCGAUUACCUAUUGCAACUCGGAGCAGAAGCCGAAGUAAUAUGUUAAUGGACCUACAUAUGGACCAUGAAGGAUCAUCUCAAGAAACCAUCCAGGAGGUACAGCCAGAAGAGGUGCUGGUCAUUUCCUUAGGGACAGGUCCCCAGCUUACUCCAGGGAUGAUGUCAGAAAAUGAGGUUCUAAACAUGCAGCUUUCGGAUGGAGGACAAGGAGAUGUCCCUGUUGAUGAAAACAAACUCCACGGUAAACCUGAUAAAACCUUGCGCUUUUCCCUCUGCAGUGAUAAUCUGGAAGGCGUAUCUGAAGGUCCUUCCAAUCGCUCCAACUCAGUGUCUUCCCUCGACCUGGAAGGAGAGUCUGUAUCUGAGCUUGGGGCAGGCCCUUCUGGAAGUAAUGGAGUUGAAGCACUGCAGCUGUUAGAACAUGAGCAAGCUACAACGCAAGAUAAUCUUGAUGAUAAGCUGAGGAAGUUUGAGAUCCGUGACAUGAUGGGGCUAACAGAUGAUAGGGACAUAUCAGAGACAGUGAGCGAGACCUGGAGCACCGAUGUCCUGGGGAGUGACUUUGACCCCAAUGUUGAUGAAGAUCGUUUGCAGGAGAUUGCAGGUGCAGCCGCAGAGAAUGUGUUAGGCAGUUUGCUGUGCCUCCCGGGUUCAGGGUCUGUUCUCCUUGACCCUUGCACUGGCUCUACCAUAUCAGAGACCACAAGUGAAGCUUGGAGCGUAGAGGUAUUGCCAAGUGACUCGGAGGCUCCAGACUUGAAGCAGGAGGAGCGCCUCCAGGAGCUGGAGAGCUGCUCUGGACUGGGCAGUACAUCUGAUGACACCGACGUCAGGGAGGCUAGUUCCCGCCCCAGCACUCCAGGCCUCAGUGUUGUGUCCGGUAUAAGUGCUACAUCGGAGGAUAUUCCCAAUAAGAUUGAAGAUUUAAGAUCUGAGUGCAGCUCUGAUUUUGGGGGUAAAGAUUCUGUAACUAGUCCAGACAUGGACGACAUAGCCCAUGGCGCCCACCAGCUGACCUCUCCUCCCUCUCAGGCAGAGUCUCUGCUUGCCAUGUUUGACCCGCUGUCUUCACAUGAAGGGGCCUCUGCUGUAGUAAGGCCAAAGGUUCACUACGCUCGGCCCUCACAUCCACCACCAGAUCCUCCAAUUCUGGAAGGUACAGUGGGAGGAAAUGAGGCCAGGUUGCCCAACUUUGGCUCUCACAUUUUAACUGCAGCCGAAAUGGAGGCGUUCAAGCAAAGGCACUCUUACCCUGAGAGACUGGUCCGCAGCAGGAGCUCUGAUAUAGUGUCUUCUGUGCGAAGGCCUAUGAGUGACCCCAGCUGGAACCGACGCCCAGGAAAUGAAGAGCUCCCUCCAGCCGCAGCCACGGGUGCUACUUGUUUAGUGGCUGCACCUCACUCGUCAUCUUCGUCCCCGAGUAAGGAUUCUUCAAGAGGAGAGACUGAAGAGCGCAAGGACAGUGAUGAUGAGAGGUCAGACAGGAGCAGACCUUGGUGGAGGAAGCGUUUUGUUUCAGCCAUGCCUAAAGCUCCUAUACCAUUUAGAAAGAAAGAAAAACAAGAAAAAGACAAAGAUGAUCUGGGGCCUGACAGAUUCUCAACACUCACAGAUGAGCCCAGCCCUAGGCUUAGUGCACACGCUCAGGUUGCUGAAGAUAUUCUGGACAAAUAUCGGAAUGCCAUUAAGCGGACCAGCCCCAGUGAAGGAGCAAUGGCAAACGAUGAGAGUACAGAGGUCAUGGGUGAUGGUGAAAGUGCUCAUGAUUCUCCCCGGGAUGAAGCACUGCAGAACAUCUCAGCUGAUGAUCUCCCAGACUCUGCCAGCCAAGCAGCCCAGCCUCAGGAUUCUGCUUUCUCUUACAGAGAUGUGAAAAAGAAGCUGAGGCUCGCACUUUGCUCUGCGGACUCUGUGGCCUUCCCAGUGAUAACUCACUCAACAAGGAAUGGGUUGCCAGACCAUACGGACCCGGAAGACAAUGAAAUUGUAUGCUUCUUAAAAGUUCAAAUAGCUGAAGCAAUUAACUUACAAGAUAAGAACUUAAUGGCUCAACUUCAAGAAACCAUGCGUUGUGUAUGCCGCUUUGACAAUAGGACUUGCAGGAAGUUGCUGGCAUCCAUAGCUGAAGACUACAGAAAAAGAGCCCCAUACAUUGCUUAUCUUACUCGAUGCCGACAAGGACUGCAGACCACCCAGGCUCACUUGGAAAGGCUCUUGCAAAGAGUUUUGCGGGACAAAGAGGUGGCCAAUCGGUACUUUACCACUGUCUGUGUGCGGUUACUGCUUGAGAGCAAAGAGAAGAAGAUCAGGGAGUUCAUUCAAGACUUUCAGAAACUUACUGCUGCUGAUGAUAAAACUGCUCAAGUAGAGGAUUUCCUACAGUUCCUGUAUGGUGCGAUGGCUCAGGACGUCAUAUGGCAGAAUGCCAGUGAGGAGCAGCUGCAGGAUGCCCAGUUGGCCAUUGAGCGGAGUGUGAUGAAUCGGAUCUUCAAGCUUGCUUUCUACCCUAACCAGGACGGGGAUAUCCUUCGUGACCAGGUUCUGCAUGAACAUAUCCAGAGAUUAUCUAAAGUAGUGACUGCAAACCACAGAGCUCUGCAGAUACCAGAGGUCUAUCUUCGUGAGGCCCCGUGGCCAUCUGCACAGUCAGAAAUUAGGACAAUAAGUGCUUACAAAACCCCCCGGGACAAAGUGCAGUGCAUUCUGAGAAUGUGCUCCACCAUCAUGAACCUCCUGAGCCUGGCCAAUGAGGACUCGGUCCCCGGGGCAGAUGACUUCGUUCCUGUGUUGGUGUUUGUGUUGAUAAAGGCGAACCCACCCUGCCUGCUGUCCACCGUGCAGUACAUCAGCAGCUUCUACGCCAGCUGUCUGUCUGGAGAAGAGUCCUACUGGUGGAUGCAGUUCACAGCAGCAGUGGAGUUUAUCAAAACCAUCGAUGACAGAAAGUGACCAGGACCAGGCCUGCUGAGGCAGAGACUAUAGCCAGGAAACAGAUCUCUAAGAAUGUGUAGCGGCUUCCUUGAAAGUUGGAUGUUGCUUUGUCUAAUGCUGUACAGCUUCCAGUUGUUUCCACAUGGCUCUUCCUAGCAGAUUAACAAGCUAACGUGCAGGCUCUCGUUCCUUUCCGCCUUUCUGAGUUGCAUAUUUUAUUUCUUGUCCCCGAGUAGAGAGUAGAACUACAAAAGGGACCAUGUUUUUCAGGUGUUUUAAAUUUUUAAAAAAACAACAGAAUCUUUUAGGAAACGUCCAGAUCUCAGUUCAUGGAUUCCCCACUCGUCCCUUUCACUGUUAGAAAGAACAGUGUGCCUCUUCCCAGUCUCUGUGAGCGUUAGACCGUGAGGCCAGCUGCACUGAGGGCCUCCUCAUAGAUACACUCUCCUAAUGAAAUGCUAAGAAGGAAAUGUAAAUACAAUAUAUAUUUAUAUUUGAUGUAAUAUGGGCAUCUUCAGUCUCUAAUAAACAAGGACAGUUGCUGA
This is a messenger RNA of Acomys russatus (golden spiny mouse), 5083 nucleotides long. It is a transcript of the gene Gapvd1, whose product is annotated as GTPase activating protein and VPS9 domains 1. Gene Ontology annotation, cellular component: cytosol; endocytic vesicle. Bases 180 to 4556 code for a protein of 1458 amino acids. NCBI's taxonomy places the organism in Eukaryota, Metazoa, Chordata, Mammalia, Rodentia, Muridae. Gene Ontology annotation, molecular function: guanyl-nucleotide exchange factor activity; small GTPase binding. The record is from RefSeq and is a predicted model, not a curated record. Gene Ontology annotation, biological process: vesicle-mediated transport; regulation of GTPase activity. The transcript has 26 exons.